Pocillopora meandrina is the source of this 9799-nucleotide messenger RNA. The record is from the annotation of a GenBank genome assembly. Lineage: Eukaryota; Metazoa; Cnidaria; Anthozoa; Scleractinia; Pocilloporidae.
AAAGUGACCACAUUUUUGUGCAGACGUCAAUCUCUGCCAACUGAAAUUAAUUUUUGAACUAUACCCGCUGUAGGAAUGCCUGACAGGAUAAAUGCCAAGCUUGGAUUUCUUAACUACGACAUUUCCACAGCUUUGGAAGAACUCGACUUUACAAGAGCAUUUGGACCGGGGAUCCUGGCGGCUUCGUUCUAUGGGAUUGUUUCGGGAUCGAUGUCUUUUGUUAAUAAGGUAAGAAAAAUUUUACAGAAGCCAUAAACUGUAGCGAAAGAGAACGAGUUAGGGAUAUUCAUGUUCCAAUUUUGAAAAAGCUCGCACUAUGUUAAACUUUCCUUUCACUGCUGACCAAAUAUCGUACGACAUGUAGACAUGUGUGCCUUUUAAGGUUGGGGAAAGUGUAAGUGUACGCUUAUGUUUAAUGCGUAUUUGAAUUACAACAAGAGUGAUCUCCGUAUAACUCCGUACUAUUCUAAAACAAGGCCGUAAUCCUUUAGACAAUCUACUGUUUUCCUCAUUGUUUUCAUUGUUUUCUUUAUUCAAGAAAUGUAUGAAGAAUUCUUGCCUCAUAAAAUACACUGACUAAGUUUCUUGUGAUGAAAUUAGGGAGACUAAACUUAAAAAUAUGGUUCAGAGAGUAGGGUACUGAUCAUGCUUAAAUCCAGAGGGAAGGGAGUGGAAGCAUCAAGUUGGAGAUAUCUUUUCAUCCAUUUAAAUCAUCAAGGAGAAGCUAAGGGAUUAGGGUGCCACAAUAUAUAUACUGCAUCUACCCUUCUACACACUUAAUAAAAAUAUAUGUUCUUGGCAUAUCAAAUUUCAAUGUUUUGACAACGAAACUGCAAUAUUUACCUGCCCAUUUGGAUGAGGGUUUUGCAUUGCUUGCCCAUUUAAAAAGGUUUUGUGUUAGUGAUGGUGGUCAUCAAUACACACUUAAUGUAUGGUCCCAAGGGAAACAGUUUUUUUUUCGAGAGUCCUGAUGUUUCCUGAGGUGAAGUCGAAGGAAACAUCAGGACUUGAGGGAAUACAAAACUAACUAGUUUCCCAAGGGACCAUACAUUAAGUGCUUUGUUUGACUCUCCCUUAAACGAUCAUGUGCUGUUGUAUUUGGCUUGUGGGCAACAACUGUACAGUUGUAUCCUGGUCAGGAUACAUUUGAAUUUAAUCAGGGCAUCUGACCAAGAAUCAACCAAUCACAGUGCUUGUUUUGUUGAGUGGAAUUCUGGGUAUAUAACAAUGGUGUUUCUAGUUAGCAAACAAGGCAGAAAUUUCAUGGGUGGCAUACCACUGACCACCAACUUAUGAAAUCAAAUGAUAUAUCUUGCACAGCCAGGUAAAGGUUACAGAACUCUUAAACAACAGUUUCCAUGGUAAUAUGUUUGUUUACAUUCUAUCAAAAUUUUAACAAACUUUUAAGUUUUGUUUUCAAAGCAUUGAAGUUUAAUAGGCUAAAAGAACAUGUUUUUAAUGUAUGCAUGGAAGGGUAGAGAUGAUAAAUCCACACAAAUGGUAAACUUAAUAUUAGUGCUGUUAUGAUAGCAUUGUGUGGGUGAGACUCACUGGUGUUACUGGUUAUAAACAAGACAAAAAAUACUUGCAUGAUAUGUUUUUAUUAUUUGUCUUUUUCCCAAACAAUGGUUGCUAAUCCUCUAAGUUUUGUGUACUUAAACUAUAUAUAAGACAAAAAGAAAACAGUGUUAAUUACAAUAUGAACUUUUAUAAUAUGGUCCAUAGUUAAUAUAUUUCUGGUGGGAUUAAAAGAAAGCAUAUUUUUCCAAAACACGUCAUAUGCAGGGGCCAUCUUUAGAGCUCCUUGCUUAACAUGUGAUGACUCUAAAAAAAAAGUCACCCUCAAAACAAUUUCCCUGAUUGUAUGGGUACCAAUGGCCUCUUGUUAACCUUUUAACUCCCAGAAGUGUACUAAGUCUACUGUAUCAAUACAUUGUCCAGAAAACAUGUAAUGAGAGUACUCAAAUGUAUCAGGUAAAAGUUGUUAUCUUGAUCUAACACCAAAUUCUCAUAAUUAACUAACAAGGAAGCAGCUAGAGGGGAGAAUUAACGAUCAGAUAUUGGCCAAAGCUGGAAAAUUCCUAGUAUUAACUCCAACACCAUAAACAGAGAUAAUGCUUGAAAGGUCCUAGCAUGUUCAUGUUGGCCAAAAUUUUUAUUAUGAACAGUGAUCUUUAAAAGAGAGUUUCUGUUCAUUUUCACUCCCAAGAUCUCAUCUGUAGUUCUCCUUAAUGUCAGCCAUGCAAUUCUUAGGAAUGUUAGUGUGCAGAAUUUGGUAUCAGAUCAACUAACAAUCCCCUUAUAUUAAUUUUUCUUUGUUCUGGUCACUUGUCUGCUUGAUUUUGUAUUCAUUUGAUAUUGUGAGGAUAAAUUCUGUCUUGGCACUCAUGGGAGCUUAAGGUCUAAGUAGAGAAAGUUACAAUGGUUGGCCACUGAUGUACCCAAUUUUCUGUGAAAAUACUUCUCUGGCAAAUUCUGGCAAUAAGAAAAAAAGGAGCUGUUUCUGUGUGUGCCUUAGGAGGAAAUUCUGCAGAGUAAUGAGGUAUAGCAUGAAAAUAAGGAACAACUGUAAUGUUAGCAGUUAUAAGCUCAGCAAGUUAACACUUCUAUGUUAAUGAUUUUUUCUUGGCAGAUUGUCUUGACCUCAUAUACCUACCAUUUUCCUAAUGUCCUUAUGUUGGCUCAAGUGAUUAUGUUAUCAAUUACUGUUGAAGUUGUGAGGCUUUUGGGAUAUUCCAAUGUGCCGAAGUACACACUAGAAAGGUAUAUCUUAUUAUUAAUAUGCAGUUCAUACUCUAAUUCUAAUUAAAAUCCGUCAAAUAUUUUUGCUUGCCUGCUGUUGGCCUAAAUAAGAAUACUGUAUUUCUUUGAAUAAGGUGCCCUCACCAGAAUGAGCUCCCACCCCAAGGCCAUAAUUUCAAACAAGGGCUCCUUAGGCUCAGGGUUUUUAAAAAUAUUAUCAAGGUACAUAAAGAUUCCUACAAACUAUUAUUACGAAUUAUUUUUAAUUUAGGUUAUUAUGUCUAUGGUAUGGUUAAUAUACAUAAAAGGGUUGUUUCCUUUGGAAGAGGAAAUGUUUUAAACCAAAGCUUGGGCAUUAAUUUCAAUUCUAAGAUUAGUCAAGCCAUUGCAUUUAAUUCUGAUUUACAUAUUAUUUCAGUUUUAUUUUGUGUCAUUUAUAUUAAUAUUUUCGAUUAUCUGGACUCCCUAUUAUCCAGACUGCAUGUAUUUAAUCCAGUCCCGGCAAGUGUGGAUAAUUGAGGUUGGAUUAUAUGAAAACCUAUUUCAAAGAGCUUCCUUAUAUGGAAGAUAUACAGCUGUACCACGGCCCAAAUCCAGUUAAUUUAUCUUUGACAAUGUCUUUUUUGUAACUUCUCUGUAUAAUUAAAACAGAGAAUCAGGUGGGUGUUGCAUCAUUGUACAUGUAGUUGUGGUUUUCAAAGUUCAGGCUGCAUAACCAUUGGAAAAGAUUGGAUGAAUAGUAACUGUUACAGAAGACAGUUUUCCUGGUGGCCCUCAAAAUUUGUUAAAACCCUUUAAAUGCCAAAGAAAUGUUAUAAGCCCAGUGUGAAUCAAAAAUCCCCAAACCACUUAAUUUUUGUAUGCACAGUGGAACAUAUCAGUCUUAAAAAAUUUAAAUAAUUUGAAUUAACCCUUUAACUCCCAUGAGUGACCAAGACAGAAUUUUUCCUGACAACAUCAAUACAAUAUCAACCAGAUAAGUGAUGAGAAUAAAGAAAAAUGUCAAUCUGGGUAUAAUUAGUUGAUCCAAUUCUAAAUUCUCUGAUCUAACAUGGUAAGAAUUGUAUGGUUAACAAUAAGGAGAAUUACAAAUUUGAUCUGGGAGUUGAAGGGUUAACCAAUGAGCGUGGGCCUGAAAAUGAACACCAAAAAAAGAAACAAAGUCCGUAAUUGUACGCGUAAUUGUGUUGCCAGGGUGUAAGUGCUGACUGAUAUCUUUUAAAGGUAUCUGUUAAUUUCAUAAGAGCAGAAAAGGUCACAACAAAAGAUGUUAGUCUUUUGGUUUAACCCUCCUGUGAUCUGCACUUCAUGGCUAGUUAUUUCUUCAAGUCUGAUUAAAACAAUUUGAAUCCAUAGUUUAAUUGUAUUUUUGUUUUUGAUUGUAUUUCAAUAGAGGAAAGAUGUUUUUUAUUCCUUCAAUAUGCUUUGCCCUUCACACAACAUUAGCUCUUCAAGCCCUGGAUUAUUUAACCAUACCAAUGUAAGUAUGAUCUGAUAUAAUAAGAUUUUAAGUCACAAGUGGAAACCAAAGAAGACUAGGGUGGAUGCCCACUUACCUGAGAGUGUUAUGUCAGACUCUUGUUAUUGUCAUAUGAACAGACAGUGUGCUUUCUGCCAGACAAAUGGAGAUUUGACAAAAUUGAUCCCCACUGUUCUGUUGCCAUGUCAAAGUUGAUAUUUUUUUGUUGAUUUGCAAAAUUAAGACAUAUUUCAAUUGCCAAGAGUCAAUUAUUAUCCAUGGGGUGUCCACUUACAAGAGAGUGUACACAAAAGAAAAAGCUAAUUUUCAUUUCAAAAGUGUCUGCAUCUGGUCACAAGAGAGUGUCCACUCAUGGGAAUAGGUAGAAACAGUUAGAAUAGGGGGGCAAAAGGGGAAUUGAGGAAGUGUCCACAGGUAGAACUGUCCACUUACAAGAGUGUCUGUUAGUGGAGAAUUGACUAUACUUUAUUUUUUGAAUUGCUUGUCUAAGUUUUAGUAUUACUUUUUGGAUGUUACAUAAUAUUCCCACAAUCAUUCUAGAUGCUACUUUAAACCAAAAAAAUUUCAAACUGCAUUUGAAAUUGAUACCAAUAUUAUAAUCAACACCUUUCAUUUGGUAACUAUGGCCAGAUGUUGUUUCAUGAAGGAGGGUAUAAUUUUGAAAUUUUAAAAUUUGCUUUAUUUGUUCUGCCAUUAAAAGUAGGUAAAAUUAAGAAAAUGGAUUCCAUGUAACCAUUAGUCUGUUCAUUAACAGAUGACAGAAAACAUCAAAAUGUGGUGUUUGAAAAGUACAAUAGAAUUUUUGCUGCAUGCUGCAGUACACACUUAAUUCACUAUCUGUCUUGGAGUAUGAGGUGAAUAGCAUAGCUUAUCAGAUAGCACCAGUUGUGAUAGAAUGCUGAUAGGUUGUAGUCUCCUUUCUUGUGUGAAUAUUUUUAUGCAGCUUAAAUUGUUAAGGGAGAAGAGUUGAGAUGACUUAAAGAACAUCAUUGUAUUAUUAAAAAGCCCUUGCUUAUAGGUACAGCAAAAUUCCUCACUAAUUAAUUGUUGACUUAUUGUUUCCUUUUCCUGUUUAAGGUACAAUGUUUUACGAAGACUUCUCCCUCUGACAAGUUUGUUGUUUGCUUGUUUUAUGUUGAAAAAGAAGCCAUCCCUUAUGAUUGUUACUUCUGUUAUGCUUGUUGUAAUUGGUUGUAUUACAGCAGGUGAGAACUGUUUCAUUUUGAGGAAGCUUUAAUUUUUUUGUUUACAUUUUAAAAAACACAAGUCAUGUAUGAUGUGAUGGUGAAAAAAUUGCCCAAUAAUUGAGAGAAAUAUUUUAUCCCCAAGCUCAUACUGCAGAAUAUGUUGUCCACUAUGAUGGUGAAUAUAACAGAUUAAUGUUCAAAUUACAACAAGAAAAUUGAAAAGAAAGAAAACAACAACAAAAGUUUACAACAAAAAUUGGCAAUGUUAGAAGGUUUUGGAGGUCAGACUCUGUGCUAAUGUUUUUUAUUUUUUUUUUCCCCUUCAGGAUUUGGAGAUCUAGAGUUUUCAGCCUUUGCCUAUGUCUCUGCUCUGCUAAGUGUGAUUUGCCAGUCUUUUUAUCUUACGUACAUCCAAAAGACAGGCUCAGAAAAGGGUUUAUCAGCCCUGACUGUACUUCACACAAACAGUAUCAACUGUAUUCCUCUUCUGCUCAUUUACACAUUGUGCAAUAAGGAGCUGCAGGCAGCUCUUAAGUUUGAUGGAUACUACGUUGUUGAAUUUCAGGUUUGUCUCAAAAUAGGCAUUACAUUAUUAUUAUUAUUAUUAUUAUUAUUAUUAUUAUUAUUAUUAUUAUUACAGAAGCUGUUGAAAGUGAAUAAAAAGAGCCCUAUUGGCAUGACUAUACAUUGGCACAAAGAGUGUUACAAUGCUAACUCUAACAAAAAGGAAACUGAGAAUUGAAAAUGAAAGUGAAUUUACCUUGCAAACUUGAGUCAGCCUUGUAAAUAAUAAAUAUGAAGAUGUCCUAAUCAUGGUAAACCCUUGAUUACUUUUAAAAUGGUUAUAACCAUAACAUUUUUUUUUCCAUUUUUCAGGCUGCACUUUUUCUUGAUGUUGGGAUGGGCUGUAUUUUGAGUUAUUCUCUAUUUUUAUGCACAACAAUGAACACAGCAUUGACAACAAGGUAAAACAUCCAUUAUUAUUUUGAUGCUUACUUUUGCACAUGUUCAAUAAUCCCGAUGUGUUUGAUUGUUAGAGUGUUGCACUCAUUGGAGUGCAUUAGAAUCCCAAUUUCUUGAUCCUUUUAAUCCUUAAUAACAAUUUUUAGUGAAAAAUUUUCAGUAUGUAAUUCAGUAUUAAUUUCAAACAGUGUAGAAAGUAAAAAGUAAAUUGAUUGACAGUAGAGUAGAGAAAAUACAUCAAAACAAGUUUUUUUCCCAGUGUUUGAGGGAAGGUGCUAAGAAAAAAAAAGCCAAGCAAAGCACAAACAAGCAGCUAAAAGUCUUGAGGUCUCAGGCUUAAGAAAACAAAGAAAGUAUUGAAAAGUACAAAACUUAAUGCAAUGAACAAAACUCCUGAGGACUAACCCAAAAGUUUGUAACAAAGUUGGGGAAGAUGAUGAGCCUAAUACCCAUCAUAAUUUUUCAAGAACUACAAAUUUCAUUUGCCUUGUGGACUUAUGCAAUUUGGAAGAGUUUGAAAUACUAAACCUUGCUGAUUUAUUCAAACUGCAUUUAAAAUUUUGCUUUUGGUGAUGAAUUUUUUUUAGUAACCAGUCCACUGACAGCACUUGAGCACUUUUUGACAUUUUAGGUGGUUUAUACUUUAAUUUUUAUUGUCCAGGUGAAGAUGAAAAAUUCUUUAAAAGCCCUAGAAAUGACUGUUUUUCAUGUCAUCAUCAGAGUCUGUCAAAGCUGUAUUUCAGUUGAAUGUUUUACUGUGUCUGGUUUGUCAAAAGUGACUGGUUACUUUUAUCAUCAUGAUAUUUGCCACUAACUUCAAUAAUAUAUGUCAGAAUUUUAAUAAUCAAGAUCCAUUUUCUUCAGGGGCAACACAUAAAUGAAAUUUAUUGGAAAGUAUUUUUCUUUGAGAAAUUACUUUAAUUUGCUACUUGGAAAUAGAAAUUAAAGUACCACAUACUUGCUUUUUAGGUUAACCCUUUAAUUCCCAGAAGUGAUUAACAUGUUACUUCUCCCUAUAUUAUCUAAACAUUAUCCAGCAAACAGGUCAUGAGAAUAUUCAAACUUAUCAGGUUGAAGUUGUUAUCUUCGUCUAACACCAAACUUCUUGUAACUUAUUGACAAGGAAAUGUUUAGCAGCCAGAAAUGAGAAGUAACAACCAGAUCCUGUGAGUUGAAGGGUUAGAGAGAGAAGGGUGGUGGUGGGGAAGGGGAGGGAGGGGGCAGUAUAACAAUUUAGUCUAAAAAAUAAUGCAGGAUUGCAUUGGUUUUCCAUUGCUGCUCUCUGUCACUGGUUAUAAAAAAGAAACUUGUGUCACCUACACCAAUGCGAUCCAAGAUUAAAACCAAUUGCAACUUGGUUAAAUUUAUUUGUGUUCAGUUGUCAUUGGGUCUCUGUAUAUAUUCCUUUUAGUUUUUUUGGUUGAACAUUUCUAAUUAUAUUAUGAUUGGUUAAGUGGUAAAAUGGCACUCUUCUGAUUGGUGCUCCAGAGAGGAAAAUACCCUAAGAAACUUACUCUUUUUUUCUUGCUAGCCUUGUAGGCGUUGUCAAAGGUGUCUUGACGACCAUCAUUGGAUUUUAUACAUUUGGUGGAGUGGCUGCCACUCCGUUAACACUCAUCGGAGUUUCCCUGAAUACCCUUGGGGGAGCCUUGUACUCUUAUGCUAAGUACUCAGAGAAAAUGGCAUCAGGAAUUCAGAAACAUUUUCACAAGCAUACCAUAGAAAUUGAACCAGUUCUUGCAACUAAGGAACAUCUAGAAAAGGAAAAGUUUGGAUCUUGUGGCCUUACAAAUUGGACUCAACGCAGUUUUAUGCCUGAAGAUACAGUGAGGUCCUCUGUUGUGUUGGUAGAGGAUCUUUCAACUGAUUCAGAUUCAGGUGUAGGAUAAUUCACAGUUUGACCGUGGAACACCCUGACAAGUACAGCCAUGUGGGUCUCUGGGUUGGUAAGCUGUCUCUUAACCUCACCUUACAGUUUUACCAUUUUAUUUGGAGUAGACAGUUAUGUAAAUAGAAAAAGUACACUUUGAUGUAGCGUUCAUGCACGUAGGGCCUACAGGAUUGGUUGUUGUUAUAUCUUGGCCAGUUGUCACUGCAGCAAAAUGUAUUUAGUCAACUUAAACAUUGGCACAACUAUAAUUUUGUGUCAAGACUAAGGUAAUUAGGUUCAAUUUCCACUGUUCUUUCAGUGGGUUCUCCCCCAAUUUAGGCUCAUUUCCCAAUCUGGGUCUGACUAAUGAGGUCAAUAGGUCAUACACUUCAUGUCCUAUCCAUCUCUUAUCAAAACCUUUUUAUUCAAUUUGAAUUUGUAAAUGUUUUAAAUUGAAAGCAUAUUUAAAGUGUAUGUUAUAGCGAGUAUGCCCAUUUAUGAACAUCUGCCUGACCAAAACUAAGAUAUAAAUAAACUAAUCUACUAACACUGUGUGAAAAUGAUGAAAUAAAUAAGUAAAUAAAUAGUACAAGUUAUUUAAAUUUAUGGAAAGAUAAGCCACAAGUGCUUAGAAACACAUUUUUGUAUGUACAUGUCACAAGAGAAAAAGUAUUUUCAGAAGGGUAGGCUUUAUUCUCUUGGUGUCGUACAAUAACAAGGAUAUCAAAUACAGCUUGGUGAAAGAUAUCUCAUAUCUUCUAAUAUGUUUAUAUUUAAAUUUUAGAUAUUUUUUUUGAAAUUUAAUUGUCAUACUGCUGGGAAAUGUUAUACGGGUUUUUACUUGAGGGAAAUCUUUCUUCAAAAUAAAGUUAAAACUACCAUCCAUCUGCAAUACGCGAAACUUUAGACUAUCUGUUUAUUUCGUGGUCCGCUCGUCAAAGUCCCUGUCUGUCCACAUGUUUGCGUGACUGUCUGCUAAUAUUUCGUCUACGAUUGGUCUUCCGCAUUUAGGGCGGGAGGGGGAGGCGUAGAUAAGGGAGUAAGGGCUCGUCCUGGGCUGUGUGCGCGACCAUCUUCUUUGAAAGGGGGAAAAUUGUACUUAAAUUAUUUUGUAAUUUAUUUCAUUUUAAGUUGUUAACUUUAUAUUUAAGCGCAAUCUGGCAAUCCUGAAGUUAAGGUCAGAAGUUAGCGAACAUCUUCCCUGCAAGGAAAAUUCUUCCAGAACUACUGUGUUGUCGCGUAUCUGGUCAAAUCGGUCACUGAAAGCGUAUUUGGUUUUAACAUGUUCCUGAUAGUGGAGAUGUUAAGAAAUUGCUGGCCAUUACGGACGUUUGAAAACUGAAUAUUUUGAAGAGGACAAAACUAAAGUGUCGUUUGAAUGUGAGAGAUUAGACCAAGGGUUUUCGUGAAAACAGCAAUGUCUUUCAAACCCGAAAAAGAGAAGCGUUGUGAAAUCUUCUUGUUAAAUUGGCUACGGCUCGAACCCAUGCCCCUCGAUCCAUUGUCCAGCGCUCUAACUUUUCUGCUGGUAGCCUACGUGUAACCGUGCCCUCCCCU